Molecule: messenger RNA, 327 nt
Organism: Gongylonema pulchrum
Lineage: Eukaryota; Metazoa; Nematoda; Chromadorea; Rhabditida; Gongylonematidae
Source: the annotation of a GenBank genome assembly
AUGCAGCAGCAGCAGCAGCAACACCACCGACCAUGGAAAUUAUCACAAAGUUUGCUUAGUACUCUGAUCCCACAAAGCAAAGGCAAUCAGUGUGGGAUAGCAGGUGCUACGCUUAGUGCUGCUGCUCCAGCUGCGCAGCCUGCCUUUCCUGGGACAAUUUGGAAGAAAAGCUUCCAGCCCUCCAGCGAACAGGAGCAGCAACAGCAGCAGCAGAAGCCAAAUUGCACCUGUGCAACGCAUAUCGAACACCUUCCAAAGCACCAAAGCUCAGUCAGCACAGAUGAGUCCCCGGAGCAGGAAUGCAAGCAGCACGUGGUUGUGCACUAA